This is a messenger RNA of Biomphalaria glabrata, 5218 nucleotides long. RefSeq lists its product as uncharacterized. NCBI's taxonomy places the organism in Eukaryota, Metazoa, Mollusca, Gastropoda, Planorbidae. The record is from RefSeq and is a predicted model, not a curated record. The transcript has 41 exons. The coding region runs from base 472 to 4875 and encodes 1467 amino acids.
GGAAUUAAUAGGCUGCAUAUAUUCAUUCUUCACUCGACCGACAGCUCAGAUCCUCGACGGUUACGCUAGGAAGUGUGUAGAGGGACACGAGUUUGGUCUAUUCUUAUUUUUGUAACAAGAUGUUUUGGAGAUUGUGUCAUAAGUCAUAGAGAGUUGAAAAGAUUGUUCACUUGGGGUGAAUUAAAAAGUUGAUGCCGGUAUAUUUCAAUAUUGGACAAGAAACUUUGGUUCAGGUGGCCACAUUAGACGUCCAAGCACAAUGUAACUUGGACAAAAAGGAAUUAACCGAUUGCUUGACACCAUAAUGCUUCUGUGUUCCGGUUUCACGUCUACGUGGGUACCGUGGAUUACAAAUAACUCGUCAGCGGCUAUUUUCCAAACACCAACUUAUUGACCGAAGACGGCAGCUGUCCUUCGCAGGACAGUUACAGUCAUCGGACAGUUACAGUCACUGUUGAAGUGAAGAAAACUAUGAGUGGCAUCUCGCUGCCAAUUAUUCCGGGAGCUACCCCUGCUCCAGCAAGAGUAUCUGGAGGAUCUGACCAUGGUGGAAGUCGCCCGGGGUCAGGAGCUAGCGGUCAUAACUAUUUUCAGUCACCGGUAGGAUAUUCAAAUUACAGAACCAGCUACUCAAAUCCCCCAUCACGUUCGUAUGGUGUAGCGAAGGUCUACCACCAUCUCCCUUCACUCAAGUACAAUCCUGGGGGACAUGCGAGUCGAUCAACACACAAACAGUUAGCUUCCAAAUCUCUUACAAAUAACAUAAGGGCUCGAUACUCUGCCAGACACAGGAGGAGUCCUGGGCCCUUUUCUAAAAAUUCUGCAGACUCUCCAUAUCUUCCAACUCCCAAUUCAGAAGAGUGCCUCAAGUGUUUGCUACGGGUCCCGCAUAGAAAAUGUGAAGCUCACAAGUAUAUCAGAGUUGGCGGUGGUUACAGACAUGGCUACUGGUAUAUCAAGUGUUUAUUAGAGCAAUUAGAGAUACAGAGACAAAAAGAGUUACAGAGACUGCAAAGGCUUGAAGCUAUCAAGGAACAUCGUGUUAAAGCCAUUAAAACAUACAUUAGAACCAAAAGUGGAAGGCUGAUUGAAAAGAUCAUCUUUCUGUCAGAAGAGGAUUAUGAAGCAUUUAAGUCUGGCAAGAAUGUAGAAGAUAUCCUCAAGAAAUAUUUAACUAAAGAUGAAGCAGAAGGCCUACAGUCCUGGGAUAAAGAUGAGGUUGUUGCAAUCAAAACAUAUGUUAGGACCAAGAGCGGAAGAUUAAUUGAAAAACUGAUCUAUGUAAGCAAAGAAGAUUAUGAUGCGAUUAAAGCUGGCAAAAAAGAUGCUAAAGAAAUACUCAAAAACUACCUGAAGCCUGAAGAUGGUGAGCAGAUAGAGGGAUGGGGAGAGGCCAAGAUGAGGACAAUCAAAACUUAUGUCAGAACCAAGAGUGGACGCCUGGUGGAGAAAAUCAUUAUGAUUUCAGAAGAGGACUACCAGGCCAUGCUCAAGGAAGGUAAGGAUCCGAAUGAAAUCAUCAAGAAGUACAUCACACUGCAGGAAGGGGAGACAAUAGACUCCUGGCAGAGUGGGGAGCCAAUGAAAGCCAUCAAGACAAUGAUCAGGACUAAGAGUGGACGUCUCAUUGAGAAAACAAUAUAUGUCAGUGCUGAUGACUACGAGAGAAUGAUGAACGAGAUGGCCAAGGGAGGUGAUCCAAAUGAGAUACUUAAAAAAUAUUUAAACCCAGAAGAUGGUGCUAUUGAGUCAUGGGAAAAAGUUCCUGAGGGUAAUCCUAUGAAGGUUAUCAAGACGUAUGUCAGGACAAAGAGCGGUCGGCUGAUAGAGAAGACGGUGAUGUUGACGGAAGAUGAAUACAAUGAGUUUAUCAAGUCCGGAGGGGAUCCAAACUUUUUAAAGAAAUUUAUGGACCUGAAGAAAGGGGAGGUAAUUGAGAACUGGGAGAAAGCUUCCACUGUGUAUUCAGACAAAGAUGACCAGGAGCUUCAAAAAGCCAAAGCAGGAGAUAGAAUCAUUGGGAAAGAUGGAACCGUCUAUGAAGUUUAUGUUGAUCCUGUCACUGGCAAAAAAUAUAAAAAGAAAGUUGGCAAUGUCUCAGACAUGGACAAAGAAGGGAAAGGGAAAAAGGGAAAGAAAGGCCGGGGUGGCAAGGGAGGCGAUGGAAGUGAUGAAGAGACAGCUGAAGAAAGGGAGAGAAGAAAGAAAGGGAAAAGAAACAAAGACAGCGACAGUGAAUACAGUUAUAGAAGUGUCUACAGUGCUGGUGGCACCAAACAUGUCAGAAGGAGAAGAAAGAGAGCUGAUGGUACUUAUAGUGAUAGUGAGUCCUAUCACAGUGACCAGGAUGCCGAUGGUGAGGCCAGGAGGAGGCGGCGGCGUAGGGAGAGAGCCCAUGGUGCAGACAGUGCUCACAGCUACUACAGUGUGGUCAGUGCAGGAGGGACACGACAUGUGCGAAGGAGAAAGAAGCAUGCAGAUGGAACAUACAGCCGUAGUGUCUCCUAUCACAGCUCUGACAGUGGAUUGGAAGGAGGAGGUCUAAGCAAGAAAAAUAAGAAAAAUGCCAAGAAGAAAAAAGAACAUGGGAGUGAUAGUGAGUACAGCUACUUCAGUGAAACAAGUGAAGGGGGGACUCGGAGAACUAUGAGGAAAAAAAGGAUCAGAGAUGCUGAUGGCAAGGUCAUAGGUCAUGGUAAAGCAGAAUCUUACAUCAGUAGUGAUUCUGAUUCUGAAAGUGUUUACACGGAAGUCUCUGAUGGAAAAGGUGGUAAAAUACGGGUGAAGAAAGAGAAACCAGGACGAGGAAAGAAAGGAAAGAAGCCUGGUGAGAUAUCAGAGGAUGUGGACCUGGAGAACAUGACAGAGGAAGAGAGGCAGAAGUACUUUGAGGAGAAGGCCAAGAGGAAAGCGGAACGAGAGAAGAGGCGGAGGGAGAAAUAUGGGGAUAAAUAUGAUGAAAUGAUGGAGGCCCAUGAAAAGAAAAAGAAAGAGAAGAAAGAAGCAGAAGAGCGUGCCAAAAAAGGGAAAGGAAAAAAUGGAGAUGAUAGUGAAAGUGAAUAUGAAAUUGAUCCAAUCACUGGGGAAAAGAAGAAAAAAAAGAAAAACAAGAUAGUAUCUGAUGGAAAAUAUACUUAUGAAUACGAUGAACAAGGCAGAGUCAUUAAAAAAACAAGAAUUGGUGCUGGUGGUGAUGACAGUGGUUCAGAAUAUGAGUAUGAAUACGAUGAACAUGGAAACUUGAUCAACGAAAGAAAGAAGAAAGGAAAUAAACCUGGGGAUGGUGAUGAAGAGUUUGAAUAUGUCUAUGAUAAAGAUGGAAAACUCAUCAAGAAAAUUAGGAAAGGAAAGGGUGGUGAUGACAGUGGCUCUGAGUAUGAAUAUGAGUAUGACGAACAUGGAAAUAUUAUCAAAGAAAAAAGAAAAGGAAAGAAACCUGGAGAGGAAGACAAAGAAUAUGAGUAUAUAUAUGACAAGGAUGGGAAACUGAUAAAAAAAGUGAGAAAAGGAAAGGGUGAUGAUGAUGAAGGCUCAGAGUAUGAAUAUGAAUAUGACAAAGAUGGUAAUCUAAUUGGUACCAAGAAAACCAAAGGGAAACCCAACAGUGCUGGAUCAGAUGAUGGAAACUAUUUUGAAGUGGAUGAGAAGGGCCAGAUAAGACUGAGGCCAGGCAGAAGAAAGAUUGACUUGUCCAAAUUGACAGAUGAUGACCUGAGGAAAUUAGGUAUUGAUCCUACUCUUUCUAAACAAGAGAUAGCCAGACUGCUGAAGCAAAAGUUUGGGGAUGAUAUCGAGAUUUUUGAUGAGAAACAAAAAGUUGGCACCAAGAGACUGUCAGAGUAUGGAAGUGACGCUGACACAGAUGACCUGGCAAAUGACAGUGACUUGGACAUUACUACAUUAAAGGGCACAAGAAGAGUGAAUGUCCUAAUGAAGCGAGGUGGACAGGUCUUGCUUGACCACAUGAAGAGAGUCCUUGACCAGUCCAAUCUCCAGGAUGACACAUAUGCAAAGGACCUAGAUGAAAGAGAUGGUGAUAUUGACUUUCUGUCUCACUACAAGCUAGUAGAUGGCAGGAAGCUGGAAUCCUAUGCCAGGGCAUUUGUUGUAGAAGAUGAAGACUUUGACACAGUCAUUAGGUCACGGGAAACUAAACAAGCUAUUGAAGGUGUGGCCAGUGUCAAUCAUAUCACUCCUAAGCAGCUGGAAUAUGUUUUUAAAGUACUUAAAAUUGAUGAUGCUUCUCAGGUGACUUUCAGAAUGUUUGCAGUUAUUUCAUCAUUGUGUGAGAGAGUCACUCAAAUGGAUCCAGUGAGUAAGCAUCUUCUGGAAAUUUGUGAUCUCUUGGAUAUCGAGCGUAAGAUGACUCUCUACAAGGCCAUGUUCUAUACCAAUGUCAAAGCUGAUAGAGAUCCCAACUUCAUCAAAGCUGACUCACUGAAAAUUGAAUUGAUAGCUGGUGGCCUGAAUUGGAAGCAACAAGAAUUUAUUAUAGAGAAGCUGCAGCCAAAUUAUUACAACGAGAUUUCUUUCCUCGACUACAUCUGUUACAUUCCUUUGUUCCUCUCUAUGCAUGACAACAUCAUUGAUAACCCACUUGACAUGAACAACAACAAAUAUGAACACAUGCUGCGUAGACCUUCUGGGUUGCCUCGCCAGAGAGAUAAUAACCCAUUGGGGAAUCCCCUAAGCAGGGACUCCAACUAUCAGAACAAACAACUUGCCCGUGACUUACUGGAAGGUAAAAUUGACGUCAGUGAAAUCAAGGCAGAGAAAAGGGAACUGAUAAACAAAUAUACAACGUUGCCAACAUUACUUCAAGAAGACAAAGAAAUCUCAAAUGUUUCUGAAGCUGCCAGGAAAACUUCCAGAUGAUGGGAAUUAUUUGUCCACUUCUUCAAAUUUUCUUUAAAGAAAUUUUCUUUUCUAAAUCUACCUACAGCCAUUCAUAGGUCUAUAACACCAGAUCAUGUAUGUCUUUCUUAUUUUAUUUAAAAAGGAGUAACGUAACUCACUUUCAGUUCCAUUGGAACAGGAAUUGAAGAAAUCAGUAUUAUUGUGGCCAAAAUUUGUAUGUUCAUUGCUGUAUUGAAUGUGUAUAUAGUAAUAUUCAUUUUGUCUAACCUAUAAUAAAUUAUGAUGUUGUGUGUCUUUUGUAGACCUUGUACUAACAUUUGUUCAAAGUUAAAUUACAUAAAAAAUGUUAUCCUAAAAAGAA